Messenger RNA from Adineta ricciae, 1077 nucleotides. The record is from the annotation of a GenBank genome assembly. NCBI's taxonomy places the organism in Eukaryota, Metazoa, Rotifera, Eurotatoria, Adinetida, Adinetidae.
AUGACAGAUUAUAAAUGUGAAGAAACAUCUUCAUCGUGUUCGAAAUUUCAGUCCGCUAUUUGUUUACAUUGUCAACGCCGUCUAUGCGUUGAGCAUAUCAUUGAGCACAGUGAGCGAAAUUCUUCUUCGGACGGCGGCGACGAACUUUCCAAUGAAGUCAAACGAACUCUGAAGGAUAUUAAAGACAAAGCACAACAAAGUCGAGCUGCACAUAACAAUCAAUUGAUUGAAUUGAAUCAAUGGAGAGAAGACAAUUUGAAAAAGAUCAAUCAGAUUUACGAUCAUGAAUUACAAUUGAUCAAUUUACGUGAACAUAUUCUUCUGAGUUUCCACCACUAUCUACUCAUGCAAUUAGAAGAGGGUGCGCGAUUGCCAUUAGAACGCUUGAAGAUCCAACAAAAUCUUAAUACUGGGAUACUUCAUCAUAUUCAACAAACACUUGGUAACAUUCAGCAAGAUAUGAAACAUCUCAAAUGGAAUUUUAAUCAAUUUUCAAAUAGUAUCAAGCAUUCACAGUCUCCAUCCACGCUCCUUCCGGUUCAAAUGCCGACUAGACAAGAUGAUCAGAUAAUGUUUAUCAAGCAGCAGCAACAUCAGAAAAUGCCAAAGAAACGAAUCCAACCCGCAGUUCCAUUGAUCGUGAGAUUUUCUCAGAUAAAUUCAGUAACGGAGAAUAUAUUUGCUAUCGAUGCUUACGUUAGAAGGCAUUCGCUAAAAUUGGUAACCAUUGUCAAUGCUUACCUGACAGCGUGUCAUGAGAAACUAAGUGGAGAUGAGAAACUUGCUGUUUUGAAUACAUACGUAUCAGUUGUUCAGCGGUAUCUCAAUGAACGGGAGACUAAUGCUGAUGUAUUGAUUGGAAUACAAACAUUUUUCUACAAUAAUGUAUUUGAAGAUGUUGAAAAAAAUGGAAUUAUGUUGUUCUUGCUCCAGUUCUUUCUGAAAUAUAAAUGCAUCGAUUAUCACUUGAUACUCAACUGGUACAACGGAAUUGAACGGAACGAUUAUGAAGGUUUUGAACAAGCACAACAACUUGCCAGCCCAUUUCUACAAUCCUUAUUCACUUCCGGUUCAUAA